AUGAUAAAGUCAAGAUACUCCACGUACUUAUUAAAUUAUCCGUCAAAUAACUCCGUUACUCCAAUAAGAACUUGUCGAGAGGACAAAUAUGUGCUACCUAAUUUUUAUCAGACGAAUCAUAAUCCAUAUUCAAAUUCCUUGUGGAAUACGUCGGAAGAAAACAGAGAAGCUUUGAAAAGAAUAAAAGAAAGCGCUGCUAGCAAACGCACAAGGGAAGAUGAUUGUUCUGACGAUUUGGAGAAACAAUCAAUUAUAUGGGAAUCCGAACAGGAGCCUCAGAGCAAGAAGACCUAUUCUCCAUUAGAUGUUGAAACGUUUAGUCAAAAAAUGAACUUGGAUUCAGCAAGACCUGACUCGAAGACUUUAUCGUUCAUCCAGACUCUUCAAAAGCUUUUAGAGUCUGAGCAACAAUACUUCGAAAUGUUGAGUCUAUGUUUAUCAACUUACAAGGAAGAAGCAUGCCACAACAAGAAAUUUAGGAACAAAUUGUUGAAUAGAGCUUCAAACGAUGAGCUAUUGUUGUUUGGGAAUUUAGAUACGAUGGCAGAGUUAAGUAAAUUAUUCUGCAAAAAUUUAUCAGAAUGCUUGAAAGUGACAGAUGCUGGUACUCAGAGCAGGAUUUGGAAGGAAAUUAAAGGGAGUGACAAGUUAUGUCAAAUUAUACUUGAUACUGAUUUCUCUACGUUGAUAAAAUCUCAUUUACAUAGAAUCAAGUCCCCAUAUCAUAGCUACUGCAUCUGUCAUGAGGAAAGGAAACGAUUUCUAGACUCGAUCAAAUUGCAAAACACGGAAACGUUUUACAAGUGGUACGAGUUAUGCUUAAAAAAAUCACAAUUUGAGAAGUUAGAAGACCUCUUGGAGUUGCCAUUGGAGAGGCUAGGCCAAUGGGGGUCAUUGUUCGAGAACUUAUGUUUAUUUGGUGACAAUUUGCUAUCACCAGAACGGUCUGUUCAGAUGAAUGCGAUAUCAAAAGAAUACAUUAGUUAUCUAAGGGAUCUAAACGAUGAACUAAAUAAUUCCGGACGUGCAAAGGAAAGCAUUUUAGGAGAAGAAAAUGCGGUGACUCAAGAAAAGGAGAAUGACAACAUUUCUUCAAAAUCUGGAUCCCGUGGAGGUUCACAAAUUUCCAAAUCAUCUAGUUUUUAUUCAGAUAUCCCAUCAUUUACAAGAGUAGAAGAAGAAGUACCACAAGGAGAACCAACAGGCGCGGUCCUCCACAAUUCACAUUUGAAUAGCAUCGAAGAAAAAGAAGAAUCAAAGUUCAACUCAUCGAAUUCACUGAAGGACUGCAUCAAAGAGUUCAACAACAUAUAUGCCAACCUCCAAAAAUGGGAUAAAGCUCUGUGCAAGUUGGAAUUAGCUAAAGUUUUGGAUAGAACUCUGACUAUCGCAAUCACAUGGAAAAAUCUAAUAGAGUUCGAACCGCCUAAUGAAAUGUUUCACUCUGGUGAUAAUGAAAGAACAAUAUAUGGAACAUAUGUCGAGAAAAUCGAUAAACAACGUCAACAAGUGAUGAUCUUACAACUCCAAGAUCUCCGCAGGAAAGUUAUUAAACCUUUGCAACACCUACUACAACGAUUUGCUACCGUGAAGCAAAAGCUGGCAGACAGAAAUUCACUGAAGAAAGAGUACAUGGCAUAUCUGCGACAACGCGACACUGAAACCCACGACGCCAAAAAACAAAUCCUCGCAAAUAGCUUCCAAGAUUUACAACAUCAACUAGCGGAGUCUUUGCCCAUAUUCAACGAGUAUGCCAGAGAAGCAAUCACACUACUCGUGUCUCAGUACACCUUACUGAUGAUGGAGUACAUGCAAAUCAUAUCUGGCGGAGAUCAGUUCCUCAACAAAGAAUUGGAACUAGUCAAUUCGGGACAGCGAGACCUGGGGGAUAAUUUUGACAUUCUCCAGCUGUUCUGCUCUUCUAGGUACUAUACGAGGCAUGCAAUAAGAGAGAACUGGACCUACCACGGUGAUCCAAGAGCCAGUAAAGUUGUGAGAAGGUUAUUUGAGUUGUGA
Molecule: messenger RNA, 2016 nt
Organism: Kluyveromyces lactis
Lineage: Eukaryota; Fungi; Ascomycota; Saccharomycetes; Saccharomycetales; Saccharomycetaceae
Gene: FUS2
Product: Fus2p
Exons: 1
Coding region: 1-2016 (671 amino acids)
Molecular function (GO): guanyl-nucleotide exchange factor activity
Source: RefSeq, a predicted model, not a curated record